AUGACCCACCCUUGGCCUAGUGCUGGAUUUUUUAUACACGGAGUAUUGGCUUUUGGUAUCUCACACAUAAUUUAUGCAACUGCUUAUGGAAUGAGACCACUUCGAUUGUUAAUGAUACCAUUCAUGUUAGCUCCAGUUAUUUUAUCAUGGGCAAUGUUUUCGUCAAUAUUGUAUAAACCAUUGUCUUACGUUAUUUAUCUGUAUAUACUUUUAACAAUGAUUAUGAUCUGGCGUGCAAUAGCAAGAUUAAAAUUUGACGAUAAAGAAUGGACAUGGACAAGAUUUUAUAGUUUUAUCGGUGGUCUUCUCUUUGCAACAUCUGAUUUACUAUUGGCUCUGGAUCGUUUUGUAACUCCCAUACCUGGUUCUCAAAUAUUGAUUAUGGCAACGUAUUACGGUGCUCAGUUAUUAAUCACUCUCUCGGUUGUUGAUAGUCGAGAAGAUAUUGAAAUUAAUUAUUGUGUCAUACAAGAAACCGACAUAAUUAAAGUUUUACAGGAACAAGGUAAACGGUUAUCACAAGUACAUACAGAUGAUAUUAUAGCUGUUCUAACUACAAAACGUCAAUUUCUACAUAAUACAUUAGCCAAUACUCAAUUAUUAACAUUACUCAUGGAGAAAAAAAUUCAAUUGGGGGCAAAUAUUGAUUCAUUAUUGAAUAAGACACACGUUUUUUUAUUUGUUAAUCAACAGGAACAACAAAAGCUAAAGAAAAUAACACACCGACGUCGGCGACAUACGAAAAAAGAUCAACCAGAUAACGAUACAACGUCGUCUUUAACAAAUUCUUCGUCGGAUACAGACAACGAGGCUAAACUGACAAAAAUAAGCUCGGAUGAAAUAGUAAUCAAUCGACGGCAUAAAAUCAAUACCGCACUCCGCAAAUAUAGCUCAGGAUUGAAUUAUUAUUGGCAUAUUUUAUUGGAUGAAGAUAGUCUUUACGUUGGAGCUCAAAAUCUUCUAUUGCGAUUGAGCAAGGAUAACAUUGAAGAUCGUUCGAGUCCACUUUACAAAUCUGUUGAUAUACCAUCGAAGCGUGAUGAAGUGCAAAAAUGUUUAUCACAUUCGUUGAAUCAGGCAUUUGAUUGUGAAAACCAUGUACGUGUUUUAUUGAGACGAAAAACAAAAUUCAAUGAUUUAUUUGUUUGUUCAACAAAUGCAUUUUCACCAAAAAUUUAUUAUUUUAAUCCCGAUUUAACUGAAAAACUUCCUACUAAAGAGGGUUUUGGUUAUUGUUCUCGUGAUCCUCGCCAUAACAAUACAGCGUUAUGGUCAGAUAGUGGUAAUCCGUCGAAUUAUGGGUUUAUCUAUUCUGGAGCUGUUAUGGAUUAUACCAAAACGGAGCCAAUUAUCUAUCGUCCACCGUCUGAAGAUAGCACAAUCAAAUAUAUGAGAACACCACAAUAUGAUAUUGAUUGGCUUAGUGCACCAGAAUUUAUUGCUUCGUUUGAUGUUGAUUCGUACAUCUACUUUUUUUUUCGUGAAAAAGCUGAAGAACAAAAAUCAUAUGAACCGACUUUAUCUCAUGUAUAUUCACGUGUUGGAAGAGUUUGUAAAAAUGAUAUUGGUUCGGCACCAAUCAUGGCAAAUUAUUGGACAUCAUUUCGUAAAGCAAGAAUAAUUUGUAUGAGUGGAACCUCAGAUACGCCAUAUGUAUUCAACGAUAUCAGUGCUGUUGCAAAAUUAUAUGAUGAUCGUUUUGUCGUUUCAUUCACAACUACACCUGGUGAUUUGACAACAUCAGUUAUAUGUGAAUAUACUCAGAAAGACAUCGACAGUGUCCUCGAAGGAACAUUCAAAGAAGCGGAUUCAUCCAGUUUUUGGCGUGAAUUACCACGAGAUCAUAUGCCAGAAGGCGUACCAAAAAAUGAUACUAAACAGUUGUAUGUAUCGACAGAUGCUGGUGUUUAUCAAUUACCCGUUGCCCAAUGUAACCGUUAUACUCUGUGUGUAGAAUGUGAACGUGAUCCAUUAUGUCAUUACGAUGUACAACAUAGUCGUUGUGCCGAAUCAGAUGACGGUCCAAAAUCUGCUGCUCGUCAUUCGCUUGAAUUAUGGUGUAAGAAAUCUGUUCAACGUCCGGUGUUUCAAUUAACACGUAAAAUAGGUGAAACUGUUUGGCUUCAAUGUGAUGUUAAUGAACAUCUACAUUCAAAUAUUGAAUGGCGUUGGAAUGGACAAAAUAUUCAAGAAUCAAUGUAUACUAAUUAUCUUCUAACAAAAGAACAAAAUUUGAUCAUAGCUGGUAUGAAUACAUCAUUAAAUGGACAAUAUACAUGUUUUGUGUUUAAUCAACCAAUUGUAUCCUAUACAUUAGACACUGAUCGAGAUUCCCCAAAUUUGUUUGCAUAUGGUUCAACUAGCAAUUCACUCAGUACCACCUUAUCAAAACGUGAUUGUACAUGUAUAACUGCGGAAAAAUAUAUUGAAAAAUACAAUGAUUGGUGUAAAGAAUUCGAAAAUUAUCAACGAGCUUAUAAUGAAUGGGAAAUAUUACGUGAUCAAAGUUGUCCAAAGCCUUGA
This is a messenger RNA of Didymodactylos carnosus, 2523 nucleotides long. The record is from the annotation of a GenBank genome assembly. NCBI's taxonomy places the organism in Eukaryota, Metazoa, Rotifera, Eurotatoria, Philodinida, Philodinidae.